CCGCGCAUGCGCGGAAGAGCUGCCGGCUCUGUAGGAAGCAGGAGAGGCGCCAUUUUCCCCUGAGCGCCGCCUGAGCAGGAAGGCAGGCAGGCAGCCGUGUCAAUCAUGGAGAACUAUCAGAAAUCCAAGACGGUGGAGAAGCCUUCUCCUCUUCCUUUCGCCAACUUGCCCCCUGAUAUCAUUGAGAUGAAAGUGAAGGAUGGCAGCAAAAUCCGGAACCUGAUGGGUUACGCCAUCGGCAAGAUGGAGUCCGAGGCCAUGAGGCAGGUCCUCUUCAGCGGGGUGGGCAAAGCAAUCAGCAAGACGAUCACCUGCGUGGAGAUCAUGAAGCGGAGGAUGAAGCACCUCCACCAGAUCACCAAAGUGUUCUUCAAGCAAAUAGAGGAGAUCUGGGAACCCAUCGUUCCGGAGGUUGGCCUCGACCCUUUGACGGUGAAGCGGAACAUCCCUGCCAUUUGUGUCCUGCUAAGCAAAGACCCCCUGGACACUCAGGCACCGGGGUAUCAAGCCCCGGGGUCCUUCGAUGCCUUCUGGUUGGAGAAGCUCAAGUCGGAAUCUCAAGGCCAGGCCAAGAGGAAGCAGGGAGGGGGAGGGGGAGGAGGGAGAGGGGCUGGCCGGACUGGGAAGCAUCCUCGUUCCCUCGGGCGGGAGGACUCCUACAAGAAACCUUGAGGAAGCUGAGCUUCAGAGUGCCAGGAAUUGUCUCCAGAACCAAGGAAAACCAGAUAGCUUUCACCUUAACGUUGGAAACAGUGGGAGUGGGAAGUUACAUCGAGGGAGGGGGGGAAAGGACAGGUGUGUCUGUUUGAAUGCAAAUACCAAGUCAUAUUGGAUGAAUUGAACAUGAAGGUGUUCUAGCUUUGAGCCUUUCCCUUACAGAGAGUUUUCAGUUUACGUUUAGAAGCAGUGAGAGAUGGAAGAUAUAUUGGAUAGAAGGGUCUGUCUGAAUGUAAACACUAAGUUGUAUUGGAUGGAUUGAAGUGGAAGGCCUCCUAGCUUUGGGUCUUCCCCUUAUGGGGAAGCCUUCUAUGUAUUACAUGGAAGUCUGUUCAGGAAAGGGAUGCUUGGAAUAGUUGUGGAAAGGAAAUGCAGGCUCUCCCUCAGUGGGAAGAUGCCCCUCUUUGGUACAAGGAUGGCUGAUAGAGUCAGUUUUUCCCCUCCUGUCAUCUGGUUGUUUUCUUGCCGUUGCAAGAGUCUUGCACUUUGCAAUUUGGUCAGAUUCCCAUAUUAUGGGACAAUUUACUGGACACCCACUCCCAAAUCAUGAAUUGUUUUGCUGUUACUAUGAAACUUUUGCUAACUCCUUACAGCUUCUGGGAAGCUCAGUACUUGAAAUAAGAAACAAACCUUCCUGGUAUGUUUAAGAAAGGAGAAUCACACCUUGAUUUAGCAUUAAGGUGGGGAGGUGCUUGUCAGUUGUGCUGGGUUUUACUUGUGUGGUUGUGUCAAGUAUCUGUCUUUUGCCAUAUUAAAAAGACUCUUCUAUCUUAGAAUCUUGUAAGAACUAUUGAUUAUGGGAUUUGAAAUUAUUUAUUUAUUUACUAUACUUGUAUACCACUCCUCUCAGCCCGGAGGCGACUCGAGGCGGUUUACAUUUGGCAAUCAAUGCCCCACAAGAUAAAAUACAGUCAAAAACAAUUACAUAAUAAUAAUAAUAAUCCUUUAUUUAUAACCCGCUACCAUCUCCCGAAGGGCUCGGUGCGGCGUACAAGAGGCCGAGACCCAAUACAUCAAUAAACAACAACAACAAUACAUCAAUAAAUAACUCAAGCAAUAGACAUUGACAAUGACAACACGACGCAAUUAAAAUCUCUACGUGGGGUUGCCUUU
Molecule: messenger RNA, 1830 nt
Organism: Anolis sagrei ordinatus
Lineage: Eukaryota; Metazoa; Chordata; Lepidosauria; Squamata; Anolidae
Gene: RPP25L
Product: ribonuclease P/MRP subunit p25 like
Biological process (GO): tRNA 5'-leader removal
Cellular component (GO): ribonuclease MRP complex
Molecular function (GO): RNA binding
Source: RefSeq, a predicted model, not a curated record